This is a messenger RNA of Stegastes partitus (bicolor damselfish), 2560 nucleotides long. RefSeq names its product N-acetylated-alpha-linked acidic dipeptidase-like protein. Gene Ontology annotation, molecular function: carboxypeptidase activity. NCBI's taxonomy places the organism in Eukaryota, Metazoa, Chordata, Actinopteri, Pomacentridae. The record is from RefSeq and is a predicted model, not a curated record.
AUGAGUAAACUUUACAAUGACUUGGUCGUGGGGGAGUUAACUUCAGCAGAUGCACUGGUGCUGCGUUUGGGAAUCAGAUGCAGCAGUUUUCAUUUGCAUAUCUCUGGAUUUAUAAACAGGCCCAAGAAGCUCCUAUCUCUGUCAGGCUGAAGGUUCAGGCUUAAAGAGGAGCUGGUUUUAGGGAUAAGAAUGAUCAAAAAGGCUCUGAUUGGGAUUCUGUGCAGCGCCGUCGUACUGGCCGUAGGCAUCCUAAUCGGUCACUAUGGUAUCAGCAGCGGCAGCUCGGCGCCGUCCUGGAUGCAGAACGUGACGAAGGAUGUGGAUGAAAGCUUCAUCGAGAAGUUCUUGUCUGAGGUGGACACCGUCCAUAUUCAGGAAAACCUGCGCGAGCUGACCGAUAUGCCCCACAUGGCCACCACAGCUGGAGAUGAGAAGACAGUGCAGGUGAUGCUGAAGAGAUGGCAGGACCCUGGCUACGGUCUGGACGACGCCUGGAGAGAGGAGUACGACGUGUACCUGUCCUUCCCCAAUGCCAACAAACCCAAUAAGGUCACUGUAGUGAACGCCGAAGCCGCCGUGCUGCACUCCAUCAGAGAGAAGGAGAAAGCUUACACCGACGACCAGAAGGAUCCCGACGUGGUCCAACCGUACGCCGCAUACUCGCCUCCAGGAAACGUGAAGGGACGACUGGUUUACGCCAAUCAGGGGAAACCGAGCGACUACGAACAUCUGAACCAGACGCUGGACCUCAGAGGAACCAUCGCCAUCACCAGAUAUGGAGGAGCAGGAAGGGGAGCUAAAGCCAUCAACGCGGCACCCUACGGCGUCGUCGGUGUGCUCGUCUACACCGACCCGCUGGACAUCAACGACGGCCUCAUGUCAGACGCCAGCGAGACGUAUCCUCACUCGUGGUACAUGCCGCCCUCUGGUGUGGAGAGAGGCUCCUUUAACAGAGACUUUGGAGACCUGCUCACGCCUUACCUGGCUGCCAAAGAGGACACCUACAGAAUCUCACCAGAGGACAUCACAGGGAUCCCCCCCAUUCCAACCCAACCAAUCGGAUUUGAGGAUGCCUACGUAUUAAUCUGUGCGCUGGGUGGAGACGCAGCUCCCAGUACGUGGCAGGGAGCCUUCAACUGUACCUACAAUGUGGGUGGUCCAGGGUUCAGCUCAGCGUCUGCCUUCAACAACAGUGAUGUGAAAAUGGACAUCUACAACUACGGAGAGGUGAAGAAAUCCGCCAACGUGAUGGGAGUUAUCAAAGGGAGCGUCGAGCCAGACAGGUAUGUGAUCUAUGGAAACCACAGGGACAGCUGGGUUCACGGCGCCAUCGACCCGAGCAGCGGGACGUCCGUCAUGCUGGAGCUGACCAGAGUUCUGGGCAGGAUGGUCAAAGAAGGCGUGUGGAGGCCUCGGAGGUCCAUCAUCUUUGGAAGCUGGGGAGCUGAGGAGUUUGGACUCAUUGGGUCUGCAGAAUACACAGAGCAAUACUUCGCCAAGCUCAGCGAACGCGCCAUCGCUUACAUAAACGUGGACAUAGCCGUCUUUGCCAACGCCACCCUCAGAGCUUCAGCCAUGCCGUCACUAGAGAGCGUUAUCUUCAAGGCUACCAAAGAGGUCAGCGCGCCCGGAGAGGCCUCCACGUCUGUGUACGACGCCUGGAUACGUCAUUCAAACAGGACCAGUCCCACCCACGGACUCAUUCCCAAGUUGGGAUACCUGACAGGAGCGGGGAGUGACUACGCUGCCUUUGUGCAUUACCUGGGAAUCAGCUCCAUCGACAUGUCGUACACAUACGACAGGAGUAAAACAAAUGCCCGGAUUUACCCCGCUUACCACACAGCCUACGACACUUUUGACUACGCUUCAAAAUACAUCGAUCCUGGGUUCGUCGGCCACCAAGCCGUCGCCAGGACGGCAGGAAACAUCCUGAUCCGAUUGGCCGACAGUCUGCUGUUGCCAUUUAACUGCAGCGACUACGCAGAGAUCCUGGAGGCCUACCUCAACACGGCAGUGAGCCUGUAUCAGCAGCAGCUACAAGCUCAUAAGAUCUCCAUCGAACCUCUGAAACGUGCAGUGGCCUUGUUCCGCACCAAUGCUGAGGACCUGGAAACGGUGAUUCGCAAUUCAGACCUGGUGAAUGAAACGCCGCUGAAGGUCCGACGGAUCAACGACCAGCUCAUGUUGCUGGAUCGAGCUUUCUUGGACCCUCUGGCCUUCCCGGAUAAAUAUGCUUUCAGGCACGUUAUCUGGACUUCAAGCAGCGCCGGCAAGGCAACUUUCCCGGGUCUGGCUGAUGCCUACGCCAAAGCCGAGUUAUCAGGAGAAGCCAGCGACUGGGCCAAAGUGCACUACCACCUGUCAGUGGUGAGCCAAGCCAUCGAGGGAGCCGCCAACACACUGGCAGAAGUUAUAUAGAGACGGAUCAGGAGCGAGGAACUUCAUCAACUCAGGAAAUAAGAGACAAUAAGCACUGAUGCGCCGUGAUGAGACUAUUUGUGUACGGUACUGCAGCACAUAAGGGGAAUGGCACAUCAAUAAAGAAAGAUUAUAAACAAGA